AUGGACUCCCCACCCCAGGACAGCUUGUCCGAGGGCAAGCCUGUGGCCGACCACAUUGAGGCAUCUCCCCAGAAGACGGAGAAAAUUGACACUACACGCACCGAUGAGGCGAUGAAAGUUCUUGCUCAUUACACUGGUGAGCAGUCCUGGGAGCCUUCGGAAGAGAAGCGAUUAGUCCGGAAGAUCGACUGGAGGCUUCUACCUGUACUGUGCAUGACCUACGGUCUACAGUACUAUGAUAAGGCUAUGCUGUCUCAGGCAGCAAUAUUCGGCCUCCGCCAGGAUCUCGGCUUGAUCGUUGGCAACCGAUACUCCAUGUCUGCGGCCAUCUUCUAUCUAGGGUUCAUUGUCGGAGCGUACCCAACUAUGUUUCUCGCGCAGCGAUAUCCCAUCCACCACGUGGCUUCUGGGAUAGUCACCCUUUGGGGUAUCUGCCUUAUUUUGACGUCGGUCUGUCACAAUUAUCAAUCGUUGUAUGCUCAGCGGUUUUUCUUGGGGUUGCUGGAGAGUGGAAUUAGUCCGAUGUUUAUGAUGAUUGUGGGAGGUUGGUACAAAAAGAACGAACAGGCUUUGCGCAUGGGAAUAUGGUAUUCCUGCACCGGCUACGUUUCCAUCUUCUCCCCACUCAUCAACUACGGCCUCGGCCACAUCAAAGGCUCGCUAUCCUCAUGGAAGUACAUGUACCUCUUCGCAGGAGCUCUGACUAUCUUCUGGGGAGUGUGCCUCGAAUUCCUUCUCCCAUCCGACCCCGUCAGCGCCCGUGGCUUCAAUGAACGCGAACGAUACAUCUCGGUCGCCAGAAUGAGGACCAACAAUAGCGGAGUACGCAACACGCACUUCAAAAUGGGUCAGGUCGUGGAACUUGCUCUCGACAUCAAGUUCUGGCUGAUCUUCUUCACUGCAUUCCUGGCGAUGAUUGCCAAUGCGCCGGUUUCAACGUUUACGCCUAUUAUCAUCAACUCGUUUGGCUUUAGUACCCUUGAGUCCCUACUCCUUGUUAUCCCUGCAGGGUUCUACGGAGGCACGAUGAUGUUGAUACUGCCGUGGCUUGGGUAUAAGUACACGUCCAAGGGUAUCCGCUCGUGGCUGGUUAUUGGAGGCCAGAUUGUUACUACGGUUGCUUGUCUACUGCUACUGCUACUGCCGCUUAAUGAGACUGGUGGGCUACUUUUCGCGUGCUAUAUCCUCCCGACCAUGGGCGCUGGAUAUGCAGUGCUUAUGGGUCUUCAAAUUGGUAAUAUCGCAGGAUACACAAAACGUUCUCUGUCCUCGUCUGGCCUCUACAUUGGCUAUUGUCUCGGCAACUUUGUCGGGCCACUUUGCUUCAGAGAGCAGGAUUCCCCGCGAUAUGUUCCAGGUUUUAUUGUCACGGUUGUGACUUCUGUCAUUGCGGCCGUGCUUGUGUUCGUCUAUCGAUUUGUCUGUCUCUAUGAUAAUCGCCGGAGGGAUGCGACGGGUGUGCUUGAGGGAUUCGAGAAUGCGUAUCAGGAUGAUUUGACUGAUAAGACUAAUCCUCAAUUCCGAUAUACCGUCUAG
Molecule: messenger RNA, 1536 nt
Organism: Aspergillus oryzae RIB40
Lineage: Eukaryota; Fungi; Ascomycota; Eurotiomycetes; Eurotiales; Aspergillaceae
Exons: 6
Coding region: 1-1536 (511 amino acids)
Biological process (GO): transmembrane transport
Cellular component (GO): membrane
Molecular function (GO): transmembrane transporter activity
Source: RefSeq, a predicted model, not a curated record